AAUACUACAAACGUACACCUCAUGAUUACGAUUAUAAGGAAAAGAAAUACGAUGAUGACUACUACAAGGAAAAGAAAUACGAUGAUGACUACUACAAGGAAAAGAAAUACGAUGAUGACUAUUACACGACGAAGAAAUAUUAA
Molecule: messenger RNA, 143 nt
Organism: Funneliformis caledonium
Lineage: Eukaryota; Fungi; Glomeromycota; Glomeromycetes; Glomerales; Glomeraceae
Source: the annotation of a GenBank genome assembly